Molecule: messenger RNA, 4235 nt
Organism: Macroventuria anomochaeta
Lineage: Eukaryota; Fungi; Ascomycota; Dothideomycetes; Pleosporales; Didymellaceae
Product: Pkinase-domain-containing protein
Exons: 5
Coding region: 1-3864 (1287 amino acids)
Biological process (GO): intracellular signal transduction; protein phosphorylation
Cellular component (GO): cytoplasm
Molecular function (GO): protein serine/threonine kinase activity; ATP binding
Source: RefSeq, a predicted model, not a curated record
AUGGACCACAGCUACCAUGGCCGCCCCCCAACGCGUCGACGCGCCCUCGGCGACGGCACUCACCGUGCGAACGAGAACUCUCAUUCACAGCGGCAGAGCGAAAAGCACAGUCACGAGCACGUGGCUCCUCCACCUAAGGCUCUACCCCACAACGAGUCAAUAGUACCAAAUGGCACACUCGCCGUGCGUCACGAGCAGCAGUCUACUACCCCUGAGAACAAGCGCCUUUCCGCUGUACUGGCUCACGAGGCGCGCCCACACAACCCGAAACGCGACUCAACCAUCUCCAAUGCCAGUACCAACGCGUCAAACACCAACCGUCGCCGCAAGACACACAUUGGGCCAUGGCAGCUGGGCAGGACUAUCGGACGAGGUGGAUGCUCGCGUGUGCGGCUGGUAAGGCACAGCAUGACAGGGCAAUUUGGAGCCGCCAAGAUCAUCUCGAAGACCACCGCGGAGAAGGUACGUGCGCUGAGUCUGGCGAACUUGAUCCAAAGUGCAGAGCAGGAUCCCACACUGUACCCUGACGGCAAGGUCAUCCCCUUCGGUCUGGAGCGCGAGAUCUGUAUCAUGAAGCUGCUGGAUCACCCGAACAUCGUUCGCCUCUACGAUAUCUGGGAGAACAGGGACGAACUCUACCUUAUCAUGGAGUAUGUCGAAGGCGGCGAAUUGUUCAGUUACAUUCAUGAGCAAGGCGGUCUGAUCGAGAUCCACGUUGUCCAUAUCUUUCGCCAGAUCAUCGCGGCCUUGAUCUACUGCCACCGAAUCAGUAUCCACCACCGCGACCUCAAGCCGGAGAAUAUCUUGCUCGAUCGAGAGACGAUGACAGUCAAACUUGUUGACUUUGGCAUGGCAGCGUUGCAACCAACUGGCAAGAAGCUAACGACACCGUGCGGCAGCCCCCACUAUGCAGCACCUGAGGUCAUCAAGACUACUGCGUACGACGGUGCCAAAGCUGACGUCUGGAGCUGCGGCGUAAUCCUCUACGUCUUACUCACAGGCACGCCACCCUUCAAUUACUCGGGCGAUGAUCGAGAUCUCAAGUACCUGUUCAGGGCGAUCGAGAAGGGUGAAUACGUUCUGCCUGACACCUUGUCACGCGAAGCCGCAGACCUGAUCAAGCGUAUCUUAAUUCCUGAUCCCAAGCGACGUGUUGGUCUCGAAGACAUCUGGAAUCACCCUUUCCUGCACAAGUACAGCAAGGAGCUGAACUUUGUUGGGGAUAACACUGCGGCCAGUCAUUGGACAGGACCACUGCCAUCAAUUGCAAGCUGGGAGACUCUGGAGCGAACAACCAUCAAUCGAGAGAUCUUGCGAUACCUCCGCACACUUUGGCAUAGCGAGAAGGAAGAGGUCAUCAUCCAGCGCCUCAUGAGCAGAGAAGCGAACCAAGAAAAGUACUUCUACUCGGCACUCCAGAAGUAUCAGCAAGACCAACUCGAGAACUACCAGCCAAGUGCUCACCACCCGAUCGCGCACUCCAACAGCGACCAUCAUCACAAUGUGCGCCAUACGCCGACCAAAGAAGACAUUGAGCAGAUGCCCAAGCAGAAGCACAAGAGGUCGCAGUCCGGGUACUCGAUCUUGAACAAUGAGCACAUGUACUCAAAGCACAGCUUCUACGAAUCGCCUGCGUCAGAGGCCAGUUACGACCCGUUUCGUGCCUCGAGACAACCCAUCCUUCCGGAGAAGGCCACACACCCAAAUGUCACUGUUCGUCGCCGGGCCAGCAAUGGUAGCCGCAACCUUCGACCAAUUACAGCCCUGGGUCAUCGCACCGGCAGCUCACUGCGUGUCCAAGCUCUGCGGAACUCUAAGCGUGGUUCUGCUGUCUCUCGCAGCUCAUCCAAGCACACCACACCUUCUCAACGAUCGGUAUAUGCCCGUUCUGUCUCACGAUCUUCACUCGCAAGUUCACACUGGCCAAGUAGUCCUCCGGUCAUUGCUCGAUCUGGCGGAAUCGGUAGGCGAGGCGUGAGCUUCUCGCACUUGCAUCGUCGAGGCUCUACAGCAACUGCAAGCACGGCAGAUACAGGUGCGGUACCAUACACUUCGAACCGGUCGUUCGACCGUCGCCGGGAGUCUAUUGGAUCGUACGGGUCCUCGCUUCGGUCAAGCACUAUUCAGCCGUCGCCCGCUACUCGAACCAAGUCGAGGGCUUCUGCGAGCACAGCAGCACCUCGCCUUCGAAUGCGAAAGCCUGAAAGUCCUAGCAAGUACAUUCAAAGCGAGGCGCGUAAAGUCAGUACCGAGCUCGGGAAGGUCAUGGAAGAAGCCUUCAACCGUUCAUCCAUGAGCUCGAGUAUACGAACCACACGCACCGAUGCUUAUCAGGAAGGAACCUUCUCCCAGUAUGACACGCCACCUACCUCGUUCUCGAACCGAGACUCAGGUGGCAGCACGAUUGCCACUCCAAACACGAAGGCGAUGCUUGCAUCUCGGCCACUUCCACCAAUCCCAAAGGAGACGCCGAACACUUUCUUACAUCGAAAGCUUGUUGAGACACGAGCAGACAUCGCUCGACGACUGACUGAAGAUGACGACAACACCGAGCACUUUACAGAAGUGCUUGAACACUUGGACCGCUUAAUUGUUCCGCCUGCUAACAGCAAGCGUGUGGUAUCUGCUCCUGCUAGAUCUCCAGAGCACAUUGCGCCUUUGCAUGCUAUACCGGAGGAGGUGAAGGUUGAUGGUGGAGCUGGGUUUGAAACAACCUAUAGCCCUCACUAUCGAGCCGUCACUGACCCAGUUAGGCCUCAGGUUCGACGCGCAGUUACAGCGCAAGAAACAAUCCGCAUUGUGGACCAAUCACCCAACCGCAUCGCACCUCUUAACAUUCGAAAGCGCAGUGGGGCAAGCCUUUCUUCGAAGUAUGCGAACGAUGUGCCCACUUCCAUCCCAUGGCCAGGGCCAAGCGCGCAAAACUCUGUUCGGUCUUACCAAGACGUGCAGAAAGACCUGCCGGCCGCACGCGUCCACAUUGCGCCUCCUCCCGCACCUGAGAAGCAGCCCAUCGUCAAGAAGAAGAAAUCCUUAUGGUUCCGUCGCAACACCGAUGAGAAGGAGCAACAAGACAAGAACGAGCCUCAAGUCAAGACGAAAAAGUCGACCACCCUACUGCAGAUACCCGAAGCAUGGCAAGGUCUCGACGAUCGUAUCAAGAACGACCCUUCCCCCACACUGAGCACUCACAAUGAAGCUGCUAAGCAUGCCUCGAAGCAGUCUGACGGUAGCAACGCCAGCGAGUUUCCCAUGCGCAACACAGGUUCAGCUGCUACUAAGAGCGACAGCGCCCCGCGAAAGGGCCUUCUUGGCUUCUUUGGCAAGAAGAAGGAGGAGAAGGCCAAAGGUCCUAUGGAACUCGAUCUCAACUCCAGCUCAUCGUCCAUUCUCUCGAACCACGGACUUGGCCCCGAAUCAAGCGAGUCAGUGAACCGUUCUGGUCCACCUGAAGUGCAGAUGAACUGGCUGUCACGCUUCCUGCACAUCAAGCCCGCUACAAAGACUCUCUGCUUCCAUGUCGGUCGCGGCAAAGUCCGUGGGGACCUGGUUCGCUUGCUGCGAGACUGGCAGCGCUUUGGCGUCCGCGACGUUACUUUCGACCGCAAGACCAACAUCAUCCAUGCUCGUGUAGACAAGAUCAACCAUCUCAAGAUCAAGCCUGUAUCCUUCGUUAUCGAGCUCUUCGUCGUUCUGGAGCACGGGCGCCGGGCCAACCUUUGCCUGGCGCGAUUCACACAGACACGGGGGGCGGCAUCGAGCUUCCGUAAGGUUGUGGACAUCGUCGAGGAUGUGUGCCGUGCCAAGUCUAUGCUGGUCGAGGACCCCGAGAAACAGGCAACAAUGAUGGAGGUGCUAGACUAGGAGACUGGGAUAAGGACUGGAGAUUUGGCCCAAGGAAUUCGGCGGGUUUCAUGGACACUUGGUGGUAUACUUUCCCACCUAUGAGGGUACAUAUUGCCUGAGCAUCUGUUUGGCACGUCUGGAGGAUGCUUGGAUACACGAUCUUGGUGUUUGGCUUCGCACACGAUACCCCGAGCAGCCUUAGCCCAGCAUGGUCAGUUCGAGCAGUACCAUUCCCAGCACCUUUUCAUCAGCCUUCCAAUCGUUGGCUCUCCAGGUUCGUGUUGCAGCUUGGUGUAGUGUUCUUCCACACUUCUCUGUACUUAUUAGCAUUGGCCUCGAGUCGAUAGUUGGGACGGAGUCUGGUGUUUCAAGCAAGUAUCCAUCUGUCG